Molecule: messenger RNA, 1304 nt
Organism: Andrographis paniculata
Lineage: Eukaryota; Viridiplantae; Streptophyta; Magnoliopsida; Lamiales; Acanthaceae
Product: persulfide dioxygenase ETHE1 homolog, mitochondrial-like
Exons: 9
Coding region: 147-1040 (297 amino acids)
Biological process (GO): glutathione metabolic process; hydrogen sulfide metabolic process
Molecular function (GO): sulfur dioxygenase activity
Source: RefSeq, a predicted model, not a curated record
CUACAGUCUACUGACUACUGAAGCCGCUAUGAAUUUAUUAUUGUAAAACCUCCAUCGUCUAGUUUUGAUCGCGUCGGAGAGACUUUACUUCGAUUUCUCCUUCCCUAUUUAAUCGAAGCCCAAUCGAUAAUCCCCAGGUGGAGGAGAUGCUCUCCAAGUUCCAAUUACUGACAUUUUCACCGACGUUCAAUUCCCCGACUAUUGCAAGAAAGGUCUCUUCUCCGCGAAUAGCUGCGUUUGCUGCCAAAUUUGGAUCUCCAAUGGAAUCGGCUUCCUAUGCCACGUCGUCUGGCGCCUCGGCCAAAUUGCUUUUUAGGCAGCUGUUUGAGAAGGAAUCGUGUACAUAUACUUACCUACUUGCAGAUGCUUCUCACCCUGAUAAACCGGCACUGCUGGUUGAUCCUGUUGACCGCACAGUAGACAGGGAUAUUUCUCUCGUGAAAGAAUUGGGCUUGAACCUUAUAUAUGCAAUUAAUACUCAUGUACAUGCAGAUCAUAUCACCGGGACAGGCUUGCUUAAGAAUAAGAUUCCUGGGGUUAAAUCUAUCAUCUCAAAAGCAAGCAAUGCAAAAGCUGACCUUUUUGUCGAACCUGGCGACUUAAUUUAUUUUGGUGGUCUUUUUCUAGAGGUCCGUGCGACCCCAGGUCACACCCAAGGCUGUGUUACCUAUGUCACGGGUGACAGGCCAGAUCAUCCUCAACCACGGAUGGCUUUCACCGGUGAUACUUUGUUGAUACGUGGUUGUGGCAGGACUGAUUUUCAGGGCGGAAGUUCUGAGCAGCUUUACAAGUCAGUUCAUUCACAGAUCUUCACAUUGCCGGGAGACACACUGGUGUACCCUGCCCAUGAUUACAAAGGGUUCACUGCGAGCACUGUGAGAGAAGAAAUGCAGUACAACCCGCGUCUGACAAAAGAUGAGGAAACCUUCAAAAACAUCAUGGCAAAUUUGAACUUGUCGUAUCCGAAGAUGAUAGACAUUGCCGUGCCUGCCAACAUGGUCUGCGGCUUACAAGAUAUUGAGUCAAAGGCCGCUGCAUGAUAGACGGAUGGCGCGGCACAGCCUACAGUCGGGAGGUAGGGAAGAAGAGGCAUUGCCAUUACAAGGUACUAUUUUUUCUGGGCAAGAGUGUUGAAUUUAUUGCUUAGCAAAAGCCUUCAGCCUAGAAAAAACACUUUCCUUAAAAAUACCAAUGCAAUAUAAUGUUUCGAAUAAGAAGCUUUCGCCUAUCGAAAAUCUUCUCUACACAAACUUUUUAGCCAUUGUGACAUUAAUGUUUAAGAUUUACAUCUCUCUCUCUCUUUA